ACUCUUUGCCACUCACGUGACUGUUGUUGCCGCCGCGCGUCAUCGACCGCCGAGCCACCUUGAAUGGCCCGAUGCAGUCAUCCCCCCAUCUCACCCACCUCGCCCGACUCCACACCCCCAUCAUCAACAAUACCUCAUCCAUCACAACCACCAGUGACCGCCCACCGCCCAUCGCUGCGCCAUGCUGCUGUCUCCCGACAGCCCGAGGCGCGCACCCGGCGUAUGCGCGAUGCGCGGCUCGUGCGGCCGCGCGAGCAUGUUUGGCGCCGAGCUGCCGUGCCCUGAUUCCGGGCCAGCAGAUGCGGUCGACGACGAGAUACUCCCCCUCCUUGAGGCGACCUGCGGACCGACAUGGACGCCGCCAUCACACGUAUGCUGUACCGCCGACCAGGUACGCACACUCUCCGCCCAGCUGCAGCAAGCGGCGCCCCUUAUCGCCGCGUGCCCGGCGUGCGUGAACAACUUCCGCGCGUUCUACUGCGACUUUACGUGCUCGCCGGAUCAGAGCACGUUCAUGACGGUCACAUCGACGCAGAAGACCACCGACGGCAGGGAAGCAGUCAAGAGCGUCGCUUAUGCCGUCAGCGACGACUUCGCGACGGGCUUCUACGACUCGUGCAAGGCCGUCCAGUUCGGCGCGACCAACGGCUUCGCGAUGGACCUCAUCGGCGGGGGAGCGACCAAUGCGUCCGCGUUUCUGAAGUACAUGGGCGACGUCCGGCCUGGCCUUGGAAGCCCGUUCCAGAUCGACUUUCCCUACGGGACCAACUACUCGCGCGAGGUGCUGUGGUGCGGCGACAGCGGCAUCGACUCGCGCUGCGCGUGCGCUGACUGUCCCGACGUGUGUGCUGCGCUGCCCCACCUCCCGCCACCCGGCGGGCCGGGUUGCCGCGUCGGCGCAGUGUCGUGCAUCACCUUCUCCCUGCUCAUGGUGUACUCGACCGCAAUCCUCGCCGGGUUGCUGUAUUACUCGUUCCGGACGGCCCUGCGCCACCGCCAGCGGCGGUACGAGCGCGUCGCGCUCGUCGACCCGCCCAUGUCGCCCACUGUUGCCGGGCUCGAUGGGCUCGUUGGCCGCGGCUCUGGCGACCGGGACGACGCGGAUUCCGGGCCGUCGGGCUCGGUGCAUUUCCGGCUGGGGCGCGGCGCAUCGCUGCUUGACCCGAUGGAGCACCUCCAGCCCAAGCAGAACCAGAUCAACGCCGUCCUCAGACGCUUCUUCUACCGCCUCGGCCUGGUAUGCGCGCGCCGCCCCCUCGAGACGUUUGGCAUCGCGGCCGUCGUGAUCGCCACGCUGAACAUUGGUUGGAACUUCUUCCAGGUGGAAACGGACCCUGUGAGACUGUGGGUCUCGCCGUCGAGCGAGGCGGCACACCAGAAGGCCUUCUUCGACGACAACUUUGGUCCGUUCUACCGCACCGAGCAAGUGAUCAUUACGCGGGCGGACGGCGGCGACGUCCUGUCAUACGACACACUCGACUGGUGGCUCAAGAGGGAAGGCGAGAUCAAUGCGCUGGCCUCAAAGAGUGGGAUCAGCUAUGAGGACGUCUGCUUUGCGCCAUCAGGCCGCGGCACACCCUGCGUGCUUCAGUCGCUGUCGGCGUGGCUCGGCGACGACAUGACACAGUGGGGCGACCAGUGGCGGCAGCGUAUCGACGAGUGUGCGCGCCGGCCCGGCGAGUGCCUCCCAGAGUUUGGCCAGCCCAUCGAGCCCAAGAUGGUGCUCGGCGGCGUCGAGGACGGCUACCUGAACGCCAAGGCGAUUUUCGCGCGCUACGUAGUGGUCAACUACGACGACGAGCGCGUCGCUCCCGCCGAGGAGUGGGAGCGUACCCUCGAAGCGUACUUCGCCACCCUCUCCCACGACGGGCUCAAGAUCUCGUACUCGACGGAAGUGAGCCUCGGCGAGGAGCUCAACAAGAGCACCAACACGGACGUCAAGAUCGUCGUCCUCUCCUACCUUGUCAUGUUCCUGUAUGUCUCACUCACGCUCGGCGGGAGCCUGCCCCCGCAUCUCGUCUCCAGCACCGCCCGCACAGUGUGGUACAAGAUCAAGCAGGCCGCGCACUCACUCGGCCUGCUCAAGACUGCCCCGACAGAGCCCAUCGGCGCGGUGCCACUUUCGCUCCUCCCAACCACUCUCCUCGUCCAGUCCAAAUUCUCCCUCGGGCUGUUCGGCAUCGCCAUCGUGCUCAUCGCCGUCACGUCGUCGGUCGGCCUGUUCUCCCUCCUCGGCGUCCGCGUGACGCUCAUCAUCGCCGAGGUCAUCCCGUUCCUCGUGCUCGCUGUUGGCGUCGACAACGUGUUCAUCCUCGUACACGAGCUCGAGCGUCAGAACGCACUCUACGGCCCUACUGGCGCGCCGCCGCCGGCGUCAACAGACGAUGAAGACGAUGACCUUCUUGACGACGAGCUCAACCAGCGCGAGCGCUCCAUCCUCCCUGCUGAAGAGCGCGUCGCGCGCGCCGUAGCCCGCAUGGGCCCGUCCAUCCUCCUGUCCUCGACCACCGAGGUCGUCGCCUUCGCCCUCGGCGCGUUCGUUCCCAUGCCCGCCGUGCGCAACUUUGCAAUCUAUGCCGCGGGCAGCGUCUUCCUCGGCGCAGUGAUGCAGGUCACCGUCUUCGUUAGCGCCAUGGUCAUCGACCUGCGCCGAUCCCAGGCCAUGCGGAUGGACUGCCUCCCCUGCAUCCGCUUGCGGCAGCCUGUUGGGCUGUACGACGAGCCUCAGCCGGCGUCCGAGGGUGUGGUCACGCGCUUCAUUCGCCGCGUGUACGCGCCCUUGCUGCUCAAGAGCGAGGUCAAGCAGCUCGUUCUUGCCGCCUUUGGUGGGCUGUUCCUCGUCGCCGUGGUCGGCAUUCAACGCAUCACUCUCGGACUGGACCAGCGCCUCGCUCUCCCGUCCGACUCGUACCUCGUGCCAUACUUCAACGACUUGGACAAGUACAACGACGUCGGCCCGCCGGUCUACUUUGUCGUCAAGGAUGGUAACCCGGCAAACCGCACCGGGCAGCAGGAGCUCUGCGAGCGGUUCACGACGUGCGCUGACCUCUCGGUCGCCAACACAAUCGAGGCGGAGCGCAAGCGCCCCGACGUCUCGUUCAUCGCCAACCCGCCGGCAUCGUGGAUCGACGACUUCUUGCAGUGGACCAACCCGGCGUUCGACUCCUGCUGCCGCGUCCGCAGGCGCGACCCGAGCAUUUUCUGCCGCCCCCGCGACUCGGACCGUCUCUGCCGCCCGUGCUUCGAAGACGAGGAGUGGGACAGCACGAUGAACGGCCUGCCACAGGGUGCAAACUUCACACGCUACCUCAACCAGUGGCUGUUGUCGCCUGCCGACGACUCGUGUCCCCUCGGAGGACUGCAGGGAUACUCUACCGCUAUCGCCCGCUCAGUGGACGAGUCUCACGUCACAGCAUCGCACUUCCGCACCUUCCACACACCACUGCGCCAGCAGUCUGACUUUAUCGCCGCGCUCGCCGCUGCACGCCGCAUCGCCGCAGACAUUGUCCGCCGCACAGGCCUGGACGUGUACCCCUACUCGCUCUUUUACGUCUACUUCGACCAGUAUUCGUACAUCCGGGGCAUGACAGCGCAGAUCCUGACUGUCGGCCUGGCAGCCGUGCUGGUCAUCACGAGCCUGCUCCUCGGCUCGUGGAUGACCGGUGGCACCGUGACAUUCACGUGCGCGCUGGCGGUUAUCAACGUCAUGGGGGUCAUGGGUUUCUGGGGCGUGUCGCUCAAUGCCAUCUCGCUCGUCAACCUCGUCAUUUCUCUCGGCAUCGCCGUCGAGUUCUGCUCCCACAUCGCCAGGGCAUUCAUGGGCGCCGGCACUGGGCUACUGUACGACAAACUCGAGGGCCGCAAGGAGCGCGACGAGCGGGUAUGGACCGCGCUGGUAGACGUCGGGCCCUCCGUCUUCUCAGGCAUCACACUCACCAAGCUCAUCGGCAUCUCGGUCCUCGCGCUCACGCGCUCGCGCCUCCUCGAGAUCUACUACUUCCGCAUGUGGCUCUCGCUCAUUGUCUCGGGCGCAUUGCACGGCCUCGUCCUCCUGCCUGUCCUGCUCAGCUUUACCGGCGGCGCGGGCUACUCGCUCGAAGAUACCGACGAGGACUGGGUCACGAGCCAGAUGCGCCGGCCCAUGGACUAUGAGUAUGCGCCGUUUGCCAACGACGACUCGAUGAUGGAUUAG
This is a messenger RNA of Vanrija pseudolonga, 4192 nucleotides long. It is a transcript of the gene NCR1, whose product is annotated as NPC intracellular cholesterol transporter 1-related protein 1. Lineage: Eukaryota; Fungi; Basidiomycota; Tremellomycetes; Trichosporonales; Trichosporonaceae. The record is from RefSeq and is a predicted model, not a curated record. The transcript is spliced from 2 exons. Gene Ontology annotation, cellular component: membrane. The coding region runs from base 182 to 4192 and encodes 1336 amino acids. Gene Ontology annotation, biological process: sterol transport. Gene Ontology annotation, molecular function: sterol binding.